AUGACGAUGUUGAUUGCUUCGCUCUGUUUUGCACUGAUGGUGAUUGUGGUGCAUGGGGCAUGCCCACAAAUCAUUACUAGAUCACAAUGGGGAGCACGGGCUCCAACUGGUAUCACCUACCUCAGCAAUCAACCGGUUCAGUACGCCUUCAUCCACCAUGCCACUGGCAACAACUGUCAUGACCGAGCCUCGUGCCAGGCGCUGGUCAAAAGCUACCAGAAUUACCAUAUGGACACGCAUGGCUGGGCAGACAUUGGCUACAGCUUUAUUAUUGGCGGAGACGGGUCGGUAUUUGAGGGGCGUGGCUGGGACAAGGUCGGUGCACACACUUCAGGCUACAACAGCGUUGGAUUGGGAUUUUGCCUGACCGGUGAGUUCACAAGCGUGUUGCCUCCCAAAGCACAACUGGACGCUGUCCACAACCUGAUAGCUUGCGGUGUCUCCCUGGGGAAACUGAAGACCGCCUACACCUUGAGAGGACACAGAGACAUGGGAUCCACUGAGUGCCCAGGAACCAGACUGUACCAGGAAAUCAAAACUUGGCCUCAUUAUUGA
Molecule: messenger RNA, 555 nt
Organism: Candidula unifasciata
Lineage: Eukaryota; Metazoa; Mollusca; Gastropoda; Stylommatophora; Geomitridae
Source: the annotation of a GenBank genome assembly